Paramisgurnus dabryanus is the source of this 2587-nucleotide messenger RNA. It is a transcript of the gene pank2, whose product is annotated as pantothenate kinase 2. Gene Ontology annotation, biological process: coenzyme A biosynthetic process. The record is from RefSeq and is a predicted model, not a curated record. Gene Ontology annotation, cellular component: nucleus; cytosol. NCBI's taxonomy places the organism in Eukaryota, Metazoa, Chordata, Actinopteri, Cypriniformes, Cobitidae. Gene Ontology annotation, molecular function: pantothenate kinase activity; ATP binding.
AGAAGCGCAUUCAUUGGCCACUCGAGUAACUGUACUCCCGUUGUAAACACAGCGACGUAAACAUUUUAUAGAAAUCUGUGAAUGACAGUUUUUUUAAUACUGAUAAUGUGUCUGUAUUCGUUAACGGUCAUUAUUCUACCUAUCAUUCCAUGCAGAAAAGUUAGUUAAUCAUCAUAUACCAAUGGAGUUGAACGGCUGCCCCUGUGACGGCGAUGGAUGUGCGGAGGAGCAAGAAGAUUCUCGAUCAAAGGCUGAGGCGGCUUGUAGCAUCACUGCUACACCGAGUGCUAACGGCGCAGCGGCAGACGGCGGUGCCCUCAGAGAGCCGCGAGUAGCAAAAUCGACUCCGGCGAUGAUGAGGCUCGAUUCGCUGAAAAAGAACAGGCCGCCUUUUCCAUGGUUUGGUAUGGACAUUGGCGGCACAUUGGUGAAGCUGGUCUACUUUGAGCCGAAAGACAUUACAGCAGAAGAAGAACAGGAGGAGGUUGAAAGUCUGAAAAGCAUCCGUCGUUACCUCACCUCACAUACUGCCUAUGGCAAAACGGGUAUUCGAGAUGUCCACCUGGAGCUCUCGGAUCUCACUCUUUGGGGUCGCAAGGGCAACCUGCACUUCAUCCGCUUUCCCACUCAUGAGCUGCCCGCCUUCCUGCAGAUGGGCCGAGACAAGCACUUCUCCAGCUUGCACACCACUCUUUGUGCCACUGGAGGUGGCGCGUUUAAGUUUGAAGAUGACUUUCGAACGAUGGCCAAUCUGCAGCUUUUGAAGAUGGACGAGCUGGACUGCCUGAUCAAGGGGGUUUUGUACAUGGUCUCAAGUGGUCCAUCUGAAUGUUACUACUUUGAGAACCCAACCGAUCCAGAGCGUUGUGAGCAAAAAGCUUACAACCUGGAGAACUGUCCUUUUCCUCUGCUGCUGGUUAACAUUGGCUCGGGGGUUAGCAUAUUAGCUGUAUACUCCAAAGAAAACUACAAGCGGGUCACUGGAACUAGCCUUGGUGGUGGUACAUUCCUUGGGCUGUGUUGCCUGUUAACGGGAUGCUCCACCUUUGAGGACGCAUUGGCAAUGGCCUCUGAAGGGGAGAGUACACGUGUAGAUAAACUAGUGAGGGAAAUCUAUGGUGGAGACUAUGAAAGAUUUGGCUUGCCAGCAUGGGCUGUUGCCUCCAGUUUCGGGAACAUGAUGUGCAAAGAGAAGCGAGACUCCGUCUCUAAAGAGGAUUUGGCUAGAGCUACACUCGUCACCAUUACAAACAACAUUGGCUCAAUCACCCGCAUGUGUGCACUUAAUGAGAAUAUUGAAAGAGUGGUGUUUGUUGGAAACUUUCUGCGAGUGAACACACUAUCCAUGAAGUUGCUGGCUUAUGCUUUGAACUACUGGAGCAAAGGACAACUCAAAGCUCUGUUCCUCAGACAUGAGGGAUAUUUUGGUGCGGUUGGAGCCCUUUUGGAGUUAUCAAACCCAUCUUGAUCUAUCUAUUUUCUUAGUUGAUGGCUUAACCAAAACUCCAAAUAUAUACAAACCAAAGAUUUAUCUGUGUUACACCUAUUAUAUGUCAAUGUUAUGCUAUCUGUCUUCUAAAAGUUGGGAUAAAUCAUAUGCCAAUACCAGUGUUGGGUAUUGUUGCUAACUUAAUAAAUGGCUUAUUAUAGCCUUUAGUUCCUUGUUUGUGAACCCAACAAUCAGCUAAAUUGAAAGCUCAUAAAGGAAAAAAGCCAGUAAGGUCUGACUUAUAUCAACUUAAUUUUUUUAGACCUGAUCAGCAUCCGUUGCAUUUGUUAUGCUAUAAUGUGUCCGCUGUCAUACUGUACUAUUUUUUUCUAGACAGGAUUUAGUAAAGAUUGAUUUUGUACCAUACAGCAAAACAGGUUAUGGUGAUAGCAUCAAUGCAAAGAAUGCAAAAGAAGUGCUGCACGGGGAGUGAAUUCCUAAUCUCUGUGCUUUUUGAAUGUAAGGAAUGCUUCAACUCAAUAAAUAAAAAAUUCCCAAGGCUCCCGAAUGGUGUGGAAAAAGCUAAAAACCCUUUAAUUCAUCACCCUGAUAAAAGCUUUUAAGCCACAACGCGUAGGUGUAUUUGUCACCUGUUUUUUGCAAGAUUAUGCCAUGAUGAAUUAAAGGCUUUUGAAAUUUUUCUACACCAUUCGAGUGCCUUGGAAUUUCUUUAUUUGUUAUGUUGAUAGUCAUGUUUUUAUUUUAUUAUUUUGUUUUCUGAUGAGUAAUUAUAUACUUUAUUUUUGUAGAGGUCUGAAGCAUAAAAAUAGCACUUUUUCGGAGUCUGAAUAUUAUGGAUAACCUCCACUCAGACCUCUUAGCUUACAUUGUGGUUGUAAAAAAACAAUGUUGUGUUACUUGCCAGCGUUUUACAAAAAAGGGACCAGGGACCACCAAGCUUUUUUGAAUGUUAUGAGGGAGAUCUAAAACUUUAAGCUUUAAACUUUUCUAAAAAGAGUAGACAGUAAAUAUAAAGUGCCUUGAUGAUAGUAGUGCUGCUUAAGCUUUUAGGUUGUGUUCUUUUGCAAAACUACUUUGUACCUUUUAUAAAUGAAAUGCAGUUUUAUUUUGUAAUAAAACGUAUAAAGUACAAUAAAA